AUAUAUGCAUACCCUCCCUCCCCUUUGACCACUCUACUUUAGCUUCUCGACUCACCAGCACUUUGUCUGCACUGAACGCGAACGCAAACGCAAACUCGUUAUUUCAAUCUGGGAGACCUUUACACAUAGAAGCUCAAGCAGCGCAGAGCGCAUCUAGGUUUCCUUCACAAAUAUGAAUAUGAAGCCCUCGAAAUACGAUCCGGAAAUCGAAGCUGUCGAGCUGGGCGGCAUGCAGAAUCGAGCUGCGGCGCACCGCUCCAAUAGCAGUAGCGACAAUAAGGACCGGGAUGAUCUGAUACGACUGGGCAAGAAACCAGUUCUUAAAGUUCGUUAUUUUCGUGUUCCAUGAAUAUACUCCGUGUAUAUAUAGGGCAGUGGCUUGGCAAACACAGCCAGCUGUGGGUCACGAGAGUUUCCUUCGAAUAUGUGCUGACUUUUUUUCACAGCGGAAUUUUGCUUUCAUGUCCAUUCUCGGUUUUAGCUGUACCAUUCUGAUUACCUGGGAAGGAAGCUUAACGGUGUUCAUAAGCGGACUUCAGAAUGGCGGGCCGGCGGGAAUUAUUUAUGGGUUUCUUUUGAUCUGGGUUGGGAAUCUGUCUGUUUUUUCUACUCUGUCUGAGCUCGUUUCUAUGGCUCCUACUUCCGGCGGCCAGUAUCAUUGGGUAUCUAUGCUUGCUCCUCCGUGGUGCUGUAAAUUUCUGAGUUAUAUCACCGGCUGGUUGACCGUCACCGGUUGGCAAGGUGUGGUUGCUUCGGGCGGUUACCUUACUGGUACUCUGAUUCAGGGAUUGAUUGUGUUGACUGUGCCUUCUUACGCUGCAUCUGAGACGGCAUGGCAGGGAACUUUGUUAUACUGGGCGGCGAUUUUCUUUGCCGUCUUCAUCAAUACGGUUGUUAGUAGUUCACUGCCGAAGUUUGAAGGCUUAAUCCUUGUGUUGCACAUUUUGGGUUUUUUUGGUAUCCUGGUCCCCUUGGUUAUUCUCGCACCGCAUGAUACCGCAGAAAAUGUGUUUAAUGGUUGGCUUAAUGGCGGUGGCUGGCCCACUCAGGGAGUGUCAUUCUUUGUUGGACUUAUUGGGAAUGUCUUUGCAUUUGUUGGUAAGCUUUCUAAACUUCUCAAUUUUCCAUGUAAAUCGCUAAUAUAUUGACAGGUGCCGAUGGAGCAUUUCACGUAAGUUUUCCAUUAAAAUAAGCACAAGAUAGUGCUCCGCAAGAUUAUAAAACUAAUAAACCCCCCAGAUGUCGGAAGAAAUCCGCAAUCCCUCUCUAGUAGUACCAAGAUCCAUCAUCCUGAGCGUCAUCUUAAAUGGAAGUCUGGGAUUCGCAAUGAUAAUCGCACUUUUGUUCUGUCUUGGAGAUAUCGACAAUGCUCUAUCCACCGACACCGGAUAUCCAUUUAUCGAGAUUUUUCACCAAGCAACCAGAUCCACCAGCGGAACAGCAGCUAUGGCUUCGAUAGUUACCAUUUUAACUCUUUGCGCUACGGUCGGUAGUCUGGCCUCUACUUCUCGUAUGCUUUGGUCUUUUGCUAGAGAUCACGGUGUACCUGGUUGGAGAACCCUUCAAAAGGUGCGUGCGCUCUCCCUCUACUUCCAUUAAAUACCACACUAACACGGCUCCUUUUAUUAAUUUAGGUCGAUAGCCGUACCACCAUUCCUCUCUGGUCCAUUGCGGUUACUACCGUCAUCUCAUGUCUACUUGCAUUGAUCAAUAUUGGAUCCGCAACAGUUUUCAAUGACGUAGUAUCUCUAUCUGUAGCGGGACUCUACAGCUCAUACCUCAUCUGCGCUGUUCUUCUACUAUACCGACGACUUACGGGAGGUUUCCAAAAGCUUGAUGAGAAUUCCGAAGAACCCGUUUUGGUAAAUACAGCUGGUGCUCAAUUAAUCUGGGGUACGUCGUAUCUCCUAUCUCCUAUCUUCUAUCUUCUAUCUUCUAUCUUCUAUCUUCUAUCGCCUAUCUCCUAUCUCCUAUCUCAUCUCAUCUCUCCCUCUGUUCUAUUCCGGAACUAACUCGAACCGAACUAAUAGGACCAUGGCACAUACCCGGUUUAUUCGGCAUCAUCAACAAUUUCUUCGCAGUGAUCUAUUUAAUCACCAUUCUCUUCUUUAGCUUUUGGCCCCCAGCUUUACCCGUUACGCCGGCAAACAUGAAUUAUAGUUCUCUUGUUACGGGUGCCGUUAUGAUUUUUUGUAUAUUAUAUUAUGUUACGUUUGGGAAGGUUGAGUGGAAGGGACCGGUUGUUGAGGUGCAGUUGUAAUUUGCUGGAUCAAGUCUUUUGGCACGAUUUAUCUUUUCGCCGUUUAUGCUCGGGCUUGAGAAGAUUGAUGUAAUUAUGAGUGUACGUAUGAUAUGUUAAAUGAAUAGAGAUUUUUGUAACCUAUUUGAGUUUUAUAGGGGAAAUUUUGAGUUGGGUAAAUAUGUGAGGUGGUAAAUACAUUGGUGUCUCAAGAUAUUUUUCUAAAACUCAAGUGACAGAGAAUUUUGUUGAACCUCUGUCAGUCAGGAUCGUUGACUCUGGAGAGAAGUUAAACUAUCGCACCA
Molecule: messenger RNA, 2544 nt
Organism: Sclerotinia trifoliorum
Lineage: Eukaryota; Fungi; Ascomycota; Leotiomycetes; Helotiales; Sclerotiniaceae
Source: the annotation of a GenBank genome assembly